CUGCGUUGCCUAGGAGACAGGAAGCCGCCCUUGCAAACGGCUGGCAGCAUCUCCGUCUACAGCAGCAUCACCGUGUUAUCUUCAUCAGCACGGAAAUGUCUCCUGUGGGGAUCGCCCUUCCUCUGUCCGCCACCAAGGCUUAGCUUAGGAUAGGUGAGACACAGUGAAACAGGCAGGAUUGAGACAGCGUCACUUUUUCACGCUCCCACGCCAGACUAAAAGCCUUUGAGUAGCCUCAGAGUAGCAGCAGGAUAGAGCAGCGUAGGGGCGUUGAUCUGUUGAGGGAUGUUACUGUGCUUACAAUGACCAACUGUUGGACUGUGUGGGACUGUCAAGGCUCCUCGGUGAAGGAGAGGCAGGGCUCUCUGUGGACGAUGAACCGCUACACUACGCUGAAGCAGCUGGGGGACGGCACGUAUGGCAGCGUGCUCCUGGCCAAGAGCAAUGAGACUGGGGAGCUGGUGGCCAUAAAGAGGAUGAAGAGGAAGUUUUAUUCUUGGGAUGAGUGCUUGAAUCUGAGAGAGGUGAAGUCAUUGAAGAAGCUGAACCAUGCCAAUGUGGUGAAACUGAGGGAAGUCAUCAGAGAAAAUGACUACCUCUACUUUGUCUUUGAGUAUAUGAAAGAAAACCUCUAUCAGCUCAUGAAAGAAAGGGAAGAUAAGAUGCUUUCUGAAAAUGAAAUAAGGAACAUUCUGUUUCAAGUAUUGUCUGGCUUAGCAUUUGUGCAUAAGCACGGGUAUUUCCAUCGUGAUUUGAAACCGGAGAACCUGCUCUGCAUGGGCCCAGAGCUGGUUAAGAUUGCUGAUUUUGGACUAGCCAGAGAAAUCCGCUCGCAGCCACCUUACACUGAUUAUGUGUCCACAAGAUGGUACCGAGCCCCAGAGGUUCUGCUAAAGUCUAACUCCUACAGCUCACCCAUCGACAUCUGGGCCGUGGGAUGCAUCAUGGCGGAGCUCUACACACUCAGACCCCUGUUCCCUGGCAACAGCGAGGUGGACGAGAUCUUCAAGAUCUGUCAGGUGCUGGGAACGCUGAAGAAGUCGGACUGGCCUGAGGGCUACAGCCUGGCCACCUCGAUGAACUUCCGCUUCCCAAAGUGUGUCCCCACCAGCCUCAGAUCCCUGAUCCCCAACGCCAGCCACGAGGCGAUCACGCUGAUGAAAGACAUGCUGCAGUGGGACCCUGAGAAAAGACCAAGUGCUGCUCAGGCUCUACGGUAUCCAUACUUUCAUGUCGGCCAGGUGCUCAGUGCUCCUCUUAAGUACUCAGCGCAGCACAAGGCUUGGGCAAAGAUGUCCGAGGCGGCUGCAGGGACAAAGCCUGUGUCCCUCUGUAAGACGGACCUAGAGUCCGGCGAGCCAAGUAAGACUCAGGCAGAGCUGCAGACCUGCAGCCAAUCUCUCCACCAGCCCCUUCAGCAGAUCAUUCUACCUCAGGACAACAUGGAGCCAAGCACAAAACAAGCAAUGUGUUCCACCACGCUGACAGAGGGGCAGCAGGAAGCUCUCAGCCUCACGAAAAGGCAACUGAUGAGCUGGCAGGCUCCUGUAAGAGCGGCUCCCACAGGAGCAGAGAACAGGUUAACUGGAGUAAGGACAGGGCGCCGGCGAUGGGGACAGACGUCUUUCAAGUCCGUCGACAGCUGGGACGAUGGUGAGGAUGCAGACGUUGGAGUUUCCAUCUCCAAAAAACCCACCAUCAGCUCUCUGAAGGACAGGGCACCGGAUGGGCCCGGCUGUCGAUUUUCAGAGUCAAAGAACAAUACAGUAACAAAGCUGCCGAGCAACAGUGGGCUGAACAGAGCUGACUCCACCACCUUGUCUGCCAAGCAGCACUACCUCCGCCAGUCCAGAUAUCUGCCCGGCGUAAAUCCAAAAAACAACUCCUCCGCAGGAAGCCAGGCGGUCUGCAGAAACCUGUUGGGCAGGUCGUGUUUAACCAGAAGACAGGGGCUGGAGUUCCCUUUACAUAAAGACAUUAGUCUUCCUAAACUUACAGAUAAGCAGCCUCUGAAAGAAAAAACACUGGAGGCUCUCGAUCUUUCCAAAGGUAUCUCUCGAAAUUUAGGAGCAGUUCACAGAAUUACAGACUCCUUCACGAGCAGCUCCAACAACCCAACCAAGACAUACAUGUCACCUUUUCAGAAGAUUGAAACAGGAGCAGCUAGACAGAGGAUUACACUGGCACCGAUAGGAGGCCCCUCAGCUAUUGAUCUAAGAGUUGAAUCUAAAAUCAAACCACCUAAGAGCAAGAUCUCCUCAAAUAAACUGUUGCCCUCAAAUGAAGAAUGCGCCAGCGCUACAGGAAAGAACGCCUUUUCAAGGAGCACAAACAUCCAUCCAGUGCACGGACGAGUGGACUGGACUGCCAAAUACGGAGGCCACCAGUAGCACAGCAGUCUGCUCUGCUCCACCAGUGACUCAUGGGAAAAAUCCCCACUGCACUUUUGCCAGGAAAUACAGCCUUCAGAGGAUAAGUGCUUCCUGCUAGUCUGUUGUUACAUUUGCCAUGCUAUUAAAUGUUGUUCAUUGUUGUACAAGUGUACCACGACUUCUACUGUCAGUAUUUUUUAUAUAAUAGACUAGAAAAUGAAAUAAAGUAGUUAUUUUUUUAUUAAA
Messenger RNA from Siniperca chuatsi (mandarin fish), 2618 nucleotides. Its product is annotated as serine/threonine-protein kinase MAK-like. The coding region runs from base 303 to 2390 and encodes 695 amino acids. Lineage: Eukaryota; Metazoa; Chordata; Actinopteri; Centrarchiformes; Sinipercidae. Gene Ontology annotation, molecular function: protein serine/threonine kinase activity; ATP binding. Gene Ontology annotation, biological process: cilium assembly; protein phosphorylation; intracellular signal transduction. The transcript has 17 exons. The record is from RefSeq and is a predicted model, not a curated record. Gene Ontology annotation, cellular component: cilium; nucleus; cytoplasm.